AUAUUCUCUACCCUGUUAUACGGUUGCGAAAGCUGGACUCUUGACCCAAAUACGGAAUAGAAAAUAGAUGCUUUCGAGAUGUAUCUGUACCGUCGUAUGUUGCGCAUAUCAUGGGUAAAUAAAAUAACCAAUGAGGAAGUCCUUAGCCGUAUGCAUAAGCAGAAAGAACUCAUGUUGACAAUCAGGGAGAGAAAGACGAGAUAUAUAGGAUAGGACACCUGAUGCGAGGAGAAAGAUACGAACUCAUGCGACUGAUCAUCCAAGGCAAGAUUCAAAGGAAGAGAUCCAUCGGCAGGCGCCAAAAUUCCUGGCUGAAAGACAUCGGAAGAUGGUUUGGCUGUACUUCAGUGGACAUCUUUCGCAUGGCCGUAUCUAAGACUAUGUUGGCCAUUUGGAUCGCCAACCUUCGAAAGGAGACGGCGCCGCGGCGUCAUAAGAAUAAGAACGCAAAUAACCGACUAAGAAUCUGUCAGAAGGCAAUGAAGCGAGCAAUGCUGAAAAUCAGCCUGACGCGGACGGAUAAAAUCCGAAACGAACUGAUAAGGAAAAGAACAAGAGUUGCCGACGUGGUUGAACGAGCAAGUAGACAAAAGUGGCAAUGGGCGGGACAUGUUGCGAGAAGCAACACCAAAUGGACCAAGGUCCUGAUGCAAUAG
Messenger RNA from Temnothorax curvispinosus, 656 nucleotides. RefSeq lists its product as uncharacterized. The transcript is spliced from 2 exons. The record is from RefSeq and is a predicted model, not a curated record. Lineage: Eukaryota; Metazoa; Arthropoda; Insecta; Hymenoptera; Formicidae. Bases 222 to 656 code for a protein of 144 amino acids.